AAAAUCGAGAAAAACCACGGUUCCAGCAAGCCACGAUCACUGCUGCUCCUCCAGAGCUGACCGGGACCCGAAGGAGGUGCGACCUGGAAUGACUGCUCGAUCUUCCUCCUCCUCUUCCUCCUCCUCCUCCUCCUCCGGCAGAUUUCAGAGCAUGAGCGAAUGAACGGAGACCUCCCGAGUGUGUCUCGGCUCGGCUCGGCUCGGCUCGGAUGGGAAAGCCCAUCAGGAAUAAAGUGAAGUCCUCCAGGAGGAGCGCCGCUGGAGCGACGCGUAAUCCGGACUGCGCCUCUUCCUUAUGUAACGCAGCUUUGUGGAAGCGGGACUGGCAGGAGGAACCGCUGCUGAGCCGUUUGAUCACUGCGAGGAGACGCAGGUGAAUCCAGAAGCUUUUUUUUCCCCUUCCUGCUCAGCAUGAUCAGAGAGGACGGUCUCCAGUGAUCAACAGUGAGAUGAACGAGAGCCACCGGCUGGGAGGAGGAGCCGUCACUGUGGAGGCUGACGCCAUCCUCCACGCCGGGAAACCGGAUCUCGUCACGCUCGCAGAUAAAAACAGGAAUAUAUGCCCGGGCUUCGUCCAGGGGUUCCUGCAGGAUGACCAAGACUUCAGCGCCCCCGCAGCGUUCCAGAAGGAGUACCUGCUAGAUGGGAGGCUGAUGGAGAACAACCACAUCGACCACGGUCAGCAGGGCAACAGCUCCUACAUCUCGGGAGAUGAUCGGUUCGGCCGAUCGAGCGGCAGCCCGGACGUCUCUCUGUCCAACCACAACAUGCAGCAAAACUGUGCGGGCGGUCGAAUGCACAACGGCGCCAAGGCCAAGGUGUCCUCCGGUGCGGAUUCCUCCACCUGCUUUCCAAGCCAGGCCAGAGAGGACAGCGACCGGUCCGUCAGCGGCGAGGAAGCCCAAAACACACAACCUCAGAAAGAGCCAGAUUUAGUCAUCGAAGUUGGCGGGCAGACCAUCAACGCUCACAAGUCCGUCCUGGCCGAGAAGAGCGACUACUUCAAGGCACGGCUGUCUCGCAGUAUCCUAAAAGUGAAAGGCAUGAGCUACAAGACUUUAUCCACGUUGAUAGACUACGUUUACACUUCCAAGAUGAAUGUCAGCAAGGACAAUGUCGUGGAUGUCAUCACGGGCGCCAAAAUCCUCCAGAUCCCGUGUGCCGUCCAGGCGGCCAUGGACUCCAUGUCCGCGCAAGUCACCGCCGAGAACUGCUACGAGAUUCUGACCAUUGCCAAGAAGCAGAGGUUGAGCGAACUCAAGGAGACGGCCUACGGCUUCAUGAGCGACAACUUCCUCCAGGUCCUCAAGGACCCGGCCGUGUACGGCCGUUUGACCGGCUCCGAGCGGGACCUGAUCCUGAAGAAGAGAAUGGAGGGGAGGAAGACGCUCAUGGUGGCGGAGAUCAACGACGUAUUCGAUCGGGUCGGGAGCCGUCCGCCGAGUCGCUGCGGCAGCCGGCCGCAGAGUCCGCUGUCAGUGGGGUCUUUAGAGGAGAACCAUAUGAUUUACUAUUUUAAUGAAGCGGCGAAUGACUGGCGGCCGUUGACUGCGAUGCCCGACGACAUAAACACGAAAGGCUGCGGCAUCUGCACCAUGUACAACUACCUGUUUGUGGCGGGGGGGAUAAAGGGCUACGGAGACAAAGGCAAAGUGUCAGAAAAGGUCUUCUACUACAACCCCGUCACCAACCGCUGGGCUGAAAUCCGGCCGCUGAACCAGGCCCGUGCCCAGCUGAAGCUCGUGUCUAUGGACGGCUUCCUGUACGCCAUCGGCGGCGAGUGUCUGUUCACGGUGGAGAAGUACGACCCCCGGAUGGACCGCUGGACGACGGUGGCCCCGUUACCCAAGGGGGCCUUCGCCGUGGCCCACGAGGCGACCACCUGCAGCGGCGAGCUGUACGUCUCCGGCGGCUCGCUCUUCUACCGCCUCCUCAAGUACGACCCCAAGCGGGACGAGUGGCAGGAGUGCCCCUACAACAACAGCCGGAAGAAGUCCAGCGACAUGGUGGCGCUCAAGAGCUUCAUCUACCGCUUCGACGUCAACCGCGAGCAGGGCAUCAACGUCUUCAAGUACAACACCAUCGUGAAGAUGUGGCACGACUGCGCGUCCCAGCGGCUCGGCAGCCACCUGCCCUUCAGGUGCGCCGUCAUCGGGAACUGCAUCUACUGCGUCAACAGGAGCCAGACUCUGCAGUUCGUAGUGGAGGAGGAGAACGCCUACUUCGUGGAGGAGCCGCUGAAGGCCCCCCUGGAGGCCAAAGGCGUCCUGUUUCCUUUCGUUCUCACCCUGCCCGAGAAGCCUGAUAAACUGACGUAGUGUGUGUGUGUGUGCGUGAGAGUGUGUGUGUAUGAGUGGGAGAGAAUCAGAGUAACACAAUAAACAUGACAUAGAAAAAAAAAACGAAACUGCCUGAGCAGAGGGACUUAUCCAGACUUUUCAGUGUCAGCUUUUUAUCUCAGUGUCUCUUUGCCUGCUUCCGAUGCAAUGUGUGUGUGUUUGCAUGGCGAGUUAACGCAUCUGCAAGGUUCAGCCUUAAGAGGAAAAACUUCUUUUGUAUCAGACUGUAGAUCAUGACACGAUGAAAGUGACUCUUUUUUUGCGUGUUCUGUGCUUUGUUUUGGUGCACUUUUAUAAGUGGGAUUGACAGUGUUUAGAUCAUAUAUUAACAAGCUGAUUGGUAACAGAAACGAGUGUUUUAUAGAAGAUUGUGUGGAAGCGGUCGGUGUGUGCUUUACGAGCGACGUGACGCAGGUUCUAUGCAUAUAGGUCAGAGUGUAUUCGCUGCGUCGAUGGGAAUCGGACAGGAAGGAGUCGAAUGUUUCCCAAACUGCUAUCAGCUCGCGACGCCAUCGUCAGUCAUAACAGGCUGCUGUGAACAGCUUCAGCUGACCCCGGAGCUGAGAGCUUGUCGUCUACUGGAUUGUUUCAGUCGAGCUAAAGCUUUACAGUAUAUACAUCACAAAUCAGACGAUUAAACAGCAUAUAUAAUAUGUAUAUUUUUAGAUUCAGAACUAUUUUCCUUAUACUCACAGGUUCUAACGGUGAUGAGAACAUUUGCCAAAGAUAACUUUAGUCAGGCUAAACUUAUCAGAAUGAAUAUGUCUUCGAGAAGAAAUGGCAUUUUUUUUUCCUGAAGCAAUCACUGUUUUUCUCUUAAGAGCAGUCAGAUGUUUGAAACUCAAGGGAUAGGUCAGAUCAGAAUUGUAAUGUUGCUUUCCAGUUGCCUCCGACCUUGAAAUUCUGAGUGUUGUGGAGCUUAAGUUAGAUAAAACAGCAGCCUUUAGUCCGGUUUUCUGAAGUUCCGCCUUUUAUGAAUGAAAUGACAGUUUUAGUGGAAGCGUCUAUUCUGCUGUGUUUUAAGUUUGGAAUUCCGAGUCAAGAUGCAACUGUAAAGUAAGAUAAACACACACACACACAAACACUCCAGGUUAUUUCACUACAUAGGUAUUUCAGGUCAGAGAUGCUCCUUCGCCCUCACAAGUUCAGUCUUGCUCCAGUAACUCUCAAUAAGCCACGUUCUUAACUUUAAAUUUCCUUCUUCAGUGGUUCCACCUGCUGCAGAGACACAGAGUUUUCUACGGAUGCUUUGAUAAUGUUUGUAAGAAGCGUGUAUGUGUGUGUGUGUGUGUGUGUGUGUGCGUGUGUGUGUGGGCAGUGGACGUGACGCAGACAGCUGGGAUGUGGUAUCUUUGUGUGGCUUGUUCGGUGGUUGGGGAUCUGCUGUUGUGGUGGACGGUGACAGUAAAUGCAGCGCGAGGCGGUCGUUGGCUUCCUGUCCGUGGCGUUCGGAGUGGACUAACUAAUAAUGUACAUCAGACAAAACUAAGUGCUUGAAAUAAAAUCAUUUGUGUCU
Molecule: messenger RNA, 3855 nt
Organism: Salarias fasciatus (jewelled blenny)
Lineage: Eukaryota; Metazoa; Chordata; Actinopteri; Blenniiformes; Blenniidae
Gene: kbtbd11
Product: kelch repeat and BTB (POZ) domain containing 11
Exons: 2
Coding region: 450-2318 (622 amino acids)
Molecular function (GO): protein binding
Source: RefSeq, a predicted model, not a curated record